Molecule: messenger RNA, 2758 nt
Organism: Mizuhopecten yessoensis (Yesso scallop)
Lineage: Eukaryota; Metazoa; Mollusca; Bivalvia; Pectinida; Pectinidae
Product: solute carrier family 43 member 3-like
Exons: 8
Coding region: 602-1690 (362 amino acids)
Biological process (GO): transmembrane transport
Molecular function (GO): transmembrane transporter activity
Source: RefSeq, a predicted model, not a curated record
GAGCGAUUUGUAUUAUUUUACCUAUACAACGAUGUGAAGAAAUUUUAUAUUUUUAUGUACAUUCACUGUACACCGUUAUACAGACGUACGUCAAUGUUUAUCCAUGUUGACCAUAGAAAACUUCCAGAAUGAGAUAGAUAAUGAAUAUGUUAUAUUUGUAAGCAUUGAACAUUGUCUUUGUAAACGCACAAGUAAACUGUUCUAUAAAUAAUGUUUUAAAAACGUCCCGGUCGAGUGACCACAUACAAAUCGCUCACUCAAUGGUAGCUUGACAAAAGGACCAGUCGGUUGCAGCGUUGCGACACGUCUAAUAACACAUAUUUCUAAACUGAUGAAUCUUAUUGAAGGUACUGAUAUAUCUGUAGUCAAUGCAUAGUUACAUUAAGAAUUUGGCAAUUUUGAACUUGACGGUGUUAACUUACUUUUACAAUUUGGGUUACAUUCAGCACAUCAUCAAAUACAUUUAUUGUGUUUUUACAUCAAAUUUAAGCUACUCUUUUGUUACUCGUCUUUAACGCGCUGGUUUACAUAUGGGACAUACGUGAUACAUAGCUCACUCGUAAACUGUUCUAUAAACAAUGUAUUAAUUAUUUAACACACUAUGUUUACAUGCACGUGGACCCCUUGGCUACCCCUACCCGGUAUCAUAUUUGUGGGCGUGGCUGGUCAGGCUUUGCUGAUAUCUAAUUUAAUGCAGGUGCUGCCAUUACUACAGCGAGGGUCCUCCAUUUACAUUGGUCUAAUCAACGGUUGUCUGGACUCGUCUGUUUUGACAAUGAUGGUAGUUAAGAGGUUACAUGAAGACGGAGUCAAUAAGAAAUUCUCUUUAAUUGGCACCGCCAUCUUGUUUGUCCUGGUGGUAGGUAUAUGUACACUACUCCAUCCGACAACACAAAAAAGGGACGUAACCGAUGGAAACCAGACGACUAAACGAAAUGAGGAAAACGAUGAACCCGAGGAAAAUGAAAAGGCUAAAGAAAAAGUGAUAGAGGAUAUCGUAAACAAGAGAGAAUUAACUUCCGGUGACGGCGAUCGAACUUCCGGCGACAUGAUGAAUAUGACAAUUGGUGUAAUACUUUGUCAUCACCUCUUUAUUUCACAUGUUAUGUGGUUGAGUGUUGUGUUGUUGAAGUUCUACUACUUCCUCGGAUCAGCAAACAGAUUUAUGGAACACAUUCUCCAAGACGAAAGUAAAGUAAGCUAUUUCACGGACGUCAUGUCCUUCGUCAUGCUUGGAGGUUUGGUAUCAUCUUUCAUCGCCGGAUACACAAUGGAUGCGAUGGGAAAGGUGUUCAAAGGUAUCAUGAGGACAGUGAUCCCCCUUGCAGUGACGUCAUGUUUGACGAUUCUGUUGUCUGCCCUAGCAUUUAUAUCCACACCGACAGCGUUGUAUGUCGACUUCGUCGUGCUGACCUUUCUCCGAUCUUUCGUCUAUAGCAUUCACGUACAGUACAUCAGAAUCGCAUUUCCCAUGAAAUACAUAAGCAUGGUAUACGGAAUGGCUGUUUCUAUUUCUGGGAUUUUGACCAUGAUUCAGUAUGGCCUGUUUGCUUGGACGGAGGAAUAUGUUGGGGCAAUGACACACGUGAACGUAUUCCUGUUGUGUGCGUCAUGUAUCUCCUUGUUCCAUCCCAUCCUCGUCUUCUUCAGCUACAGACGAAGUAGAUACACUUACAUUAUUAAAGGAUGAAUGCGGAGUCUAUUGAUUGAAGGAUGAGUUAAAUAAUUGAAUGACGAGUCAAAUGAUUGAAGAAGGAGAGUUAAAUGGUUGAAGGAGGAGUCAAAUGACUGAAGGAGGAGUCAAACGAUUUAAGGAGGAGUAAAAUAAUUAAAUGGUGUCAAAUGGUUGAAGGAGAAGUCAAAGGAGGAGUCAAAUGAGGAGUCAAAUGAUUGAAGGAAGUGUCAAAUGAUUUAAGGUGGAGUAACAUUAUCCAAGUAGGAGAUUAUUUUGUGCUAUUGAUGAGGCGAUGAUAGCCUAUAAUGGGAGCCUUAGCUUUAAGCAAUAUAUACCUGCUAAACCUGUUAAAUUUGGAAGCAAGGUAUUGGAAAAUAGCAAAGUUCGUAUGUCGUUGGCUAGUGGCGACAACCGGCCACAUUCGAAAUAUAAAACAACUGAAGGCGAGGCGAGUUUGUCUCAGCGGCAGGCAGCGAGGCAGACCCUUGACUCAGCGACUAUCGGCAAGUAUGCAGUGAAACCCCACGUACUCGAACUCGCAUUACUCGAAAAAACCUGUUCCCCGAAGAGUUUGCUUUGUCCCGACCAUGUUCUUAUGUAUUCUAUGUAAAUUAACCUUGGAUUACUCGAACUGACAUUGCGUUUAUACAGGUGUCAGCCGGAUGUCAGAUAACUAGAGGAUUUACGGCAGUAUCAUUAAGUAACUGUACCGUUACCUUGUUGUAGAUGCAUUAUCAUUGUGUGUACAUUAUUAUUAUUUCCUUGCGAUCUUUGGCAUCGAUGUUUCAGCGGAUUCCCGACCACCUUGAACGAUAUUCAUUCCUGAAUACUUGGAGAUUGUUCUUUUGUUAGAAAUCAACAUUAUAAAAACAGGGAUUCAAGAUCUCAUAAUUUUGAAAUGAUCGAAGUGUUUCUCUCGUUUUCAAAUUUGUCUAAUUAACGUAGCCGAAUACAGUAUGGCAUACUUUGUCUAAACGACAAGUACGUGUCACAUUACUACAGCUUCUUCAUUUUACUUCAUUCCUAAAUACCGAUGCCUAUAUGUUUUCAGUUUUGAGCAAUUUUAUAUCUUAUUAAAUGUUG